Molecule: messenger RNA, 4604 nt
Organism: Pseudophryne corroboree (corroboree frog)
Lineage: Eukaryota; Metazoa; Chordata; Amphibia; Anura; Myobatrachidae
Gene: SHISA2
Product: shisa family member 2
Exons: 2
Coding region: 688-1548 (286 amino acids)
Source: RefSeq, a predicted model, not a curated record
AGAGUGGAAUUAUUUACAGAGCAGCGGAGGGAGGAGGAGGAGGAGUGAGGAGCAGGGGAAUGACAGGGGGAUCUCACAGCUACACAACCACUCAGCCUGCACUGUAGCUGCCCACCACCACUUGCUCUCCUGCGGACAACUGCCACCCUGUGCCCCCCCAGCUCACUCCUGCUUCCACCCCUGGGCACAUUUCUUUCCUGGAUACCCAAUCAUGUGAAUGGUCAGUGGGCUAUGAAAGGUCUGGGCGCGCAGGAUGCUGGCAGGGACGUGGAGGCAUCGGGAUACUCAGCUACACAGCUCUCCGUGCGCUAUGCCCACCCUCCUGCCCAUCAGCGCGCACUGAGCCCGCUAGCAGCACCCUGCGCCCGGGCGGUGGCUAUCUGAUGGUUGGCGCAGAGGAGGCACAGAGCGAGCUUGGUACCGGCAACUACCCGGCUGUGAUCUCCCUCAGGGGAAGCGGUGCGGUCGCUGGAUAACUUGGAGAGGCUGCUCCGGUAACUGGAUAGUUCAGGGGAACUUCAGCAGCACCCUGCCCCCGGAUAGUCUCCUGUCGCUGGAUCAGAGCAAGUGCACGGACUACUGCUGCCACCUCACUCCUGCUUAUGUCUGCCUAGUGCAGUGCUAUAGGGAUCCCCAGCGUAUUGUCGGUGCGACUCGCUGCGACUCCCGUGCGUGUGUGUGCGCAUCAUGAUGUGGCCGGAGGGCUCCCCGCUGGUCGCCGCUUCCUUUCUGCUGGCUGUGCUGGCAGCUGCCCGGGGGAGCGGGGAGUACUGCCACGGCUGGACGGACGGGCAGGAGGUGUGGAGGGACGGCUUCCAGUGCCCGGAGAGGUACGAUGGGGAGGACGCCACCAUCUGCUGCGGGACCUGCGUCCUGCGCUACUGCUGCUCCAGCUCCGAGGCCAGGCUGGAGCAGGGACUGUGCAGCAACGACAGACAGCAGGGGGCGCCAGAGCACGGCAAGUCGGACAAGGAUAACCCCGACACUGCCGCAGUUCCCAUCUACGUGCCAUUUCUGAUUGUCGGAUCCGUGUUUGUUGCAUUCAUCAUCUUGGGGUCCCUGGUCGCCAUCUGCUGCUGCCGCUGUCUGAGACCCAAGCAGGAACCCCAGCAGAGCAGGGCACCUGGGAGCAACCGCCUGAUGGAGACCAUCCCUAUGAUAUCCAGUGCCAACACCUCUCGUGGUUCUUCUUCUCGCCAGUCAAGCACAGCCACCAGCUCCAGCUCCAGUGCCAACUCGGGGGCAAGAGCUCCUCCAACAAGAUCGCAGACCAACUGCUGCCUGCCGGAGGGGGCCAUGAAUAAUGUCUACGUAAAUAUGCCGACCAAUUAUUCAGUGUUAAACUGUCAACAAGCGACCCAAAUGGUUCCACACCAGGGACAAUAUCUCCACCCUCAGUUUGUGGGUUAUGCUGUACCUCAUGACUCUGUGCCCAUGACUCCUAUGCCACCUUAUCUAGACGGGCUACAAGGUGGCUAUAGACAAAUGCAAUCACCUUAUCCUCACAGCAACCCUGAACAAAUGAUGUACCCAGCAGUGACUGUGUGAGCUGAGCCAUAUGUAAAGGACUAAAAAUUAGAACAUGAAAUCAUCUCUUCAAUGAGGAAAACAGACUGUUUGAGACGUACAGUUAACAUUGCAUUACAGGACUACUUAAGUGGCGAGAGAGACUUUCAAUAGCUUUAUUGUAAAAUGCAUGUGGAAUCAAAAUGGCAAAAGGCUGAACGUAUGAACGUGCAUUUUUUUAUUUUUUUUUGGAGGGUUGGGGGUGCAUAAUACAUAUUUUAGUUUUAAAUGCCUGAGCCAUUAGCCUAUUCUUUUCUGGUCACAACUUCAGCAAAGAGCAGGUUUAGUAUACUCUGGUACAGCAGGUAUAGGGAUUCUUUUUUUGUUGAAGUGUAUUAAUUAUGAUGUGAGUAACAUGUUUCUAUUUAUCAUAGACAAUCAUGCAGACAAUCAAUAGGACCGUGCAAUCACACAAGCUUUGGGUUAAAGCUUAUUUCAGACCUAAAUUGUAAAAAAAGAUAGAAAAGAAAAACAACACCUACGUUAACUCAUUAAGGAUUACAAAAAGCUAUAUAGAUAUGAAUGUGUAAUAAACUAUAAAUGAAUGUGCCAUAGAUUUUAUGCUACAUCUGUCGCUAAUACACAGUGGAGGCAGCCAUUUUGUGGUUUUCUCACAUAUUUGUUCUUCAGGAAGAAACUAGUGGGCGGCUACAGCCUCCUGCCUAACAUGCUGAAAAAUAAAUGUGAAGUAUAAAUAAUUUAUAUAUAAUUUUUUUUUUUCCGUGUUCCAGCUUGUUAAUCUGGUAGCAAACAUUUGGUUCAGCCUAUAAAAUGGCUGCCUACAUUGUAUGCAGACAGCACAUGUUCUAAAAGGGGUAUGGGUCAUUAGGUCGACCACACUUAGGUCGACAGUCAUUAGGGCGACCACUAUUGGUCGUCAUGCAUUAGGUCGACAUGGCCACUAGGUAAACAUGGUCAUUAGGUCGACAUGAACAAGGUCGACUUGGAAAAAAAGUCGACAUGAGUUUUUUAAACUUUUUUUGGUGUCGUCUUCUCCGUAAUGUGACCGGCAACCCCAAUUAGUGCACCGUGUCCCCUCGCAUGGCUCGCUUCGCUAGCCCUGUGCUCGGCACAGGUUACUAUUCCCAAUUGUAGUCCACGUGGAUCGUAAAGUAUGAAAAAGUCCAAAAAUUGUAAAAAAUGUGAAAAAACUCAUGUCGACCUUUUUCCAUGUCAACCUAGUACAUGUCAACCUAGUGACUCUGUCGACUAAUAGUGGCCAACCUAAUGACUGUCGACCUAAUGACCGUAUCCCUUCUAAAAGGCCUCAGGACUUUAUUUAGAGACGAAUGUAGCGGACAGCACAAAUGAAAAUGCUCCGUAUUGUAAUAGUAUAUGGUAAUGUUAGGCUGCUACUAAAGGGUAACAGUAGCUCAGUAUAACAAAUAAUUUGUUAUCAGUCUCUAAAAGUGACAUUUUAAUUCCACUGGUGCUGUAAGAGUUUUCAUUUGUUUUUGGUUUUAUUUUAUUCCCAAAAAAUCCAAACAACAAAGAAUCAAACACUUUUAAAAGGUGGGAUCUGAGAGAAAUAAUAUUUAAUAUGACCAAAACUUAGUUUCAGGUACACAGCUGAAUAUACUAUUUCUAAAUAAAUAAAUAAAUAAAUAAAUAAAUAAUGAUAAAUUACCUGUGGUGUUUGUAUCAGGCGAUACAGGGAAUGUGUCAGAUUAUUCAGAAACACAAUUGCUUUAGUGCAUCAGUGUCAUCUUCUAUGUGCUUUUUCAUUUAUGACCAACAUAAGUAGACAACAGUGGGGUCUAUUUACUAAGCCUUGGAGAGAGAUAAAGCCUAGAGAGAUAAUGUGCCAGCCAACCAGCUCUUAAUUGUCAUUUUCCAAAACACAGCCUGUAACAUGACAGUUUGGAGCUGGUUGGCUGGUACUUUAUCUCCUUCCACUUUAUCUCUCUGCAAGGCUUAGUACAUAGACCCCAGUUUUUCAUGUUCAAGGUUUUCUGUCCUCAUAUACUGGUAAUAAGGAGCCAAAUCAUAUUUCUCAGCAUAGACCUGGUGCACGUUAGGACACAACGUGAAGAAGAGGGGAGGAUUAGGGGGUGUGGUCAUGGCAAGUGGACUGUGUCACUGUUUAUCCGUAAAACCUGUUGGUACACUUUGGGGAAGAUGUAUAAAAUCUUCCAAAGAAGACAUGUGAACGAGAAGUUGCCGAUAACAACCAAUUAGAUUCUAGAUAUCAUGUAUCUAGUAGAUUGUAUAAAAUUAGAGAUAGAAUUUGAUUGGUUGUUAUGGGCAUCUUUUCCAACCGUCCUCUUUAGAAUGUUUAUCCCUUUUUACCCUAAUCCCUGGUCUAUCCACUAAGCACCACCCUAUUUAUACAGAGCAUUAUGUAGCUUCAUUGGUUUUAUCACAGAGCAGAAUAUAGUGGCGUUAUCCCCUCACCAAAUAAACUCUUUCUUUGCUGAAGAUAAACCAUGCAAGCAGUAACUUGUUAACACAUGCGUACUUUGCCCAUUCCUAGGGGCGGAUUUAAAGGUCCAUCCAAGUGCUGCCCUAAUUUCCCUAAUAGGAAAUGCACCAGUGCCCAUUGGCUAAUUCAGAGCUGACUACAGCCUACAGCAGCCAAUCAUAUUCUAGCUCCCAUUUACGCUUACUCCACUGGAAUGCUUGGAGCAGAUAUUUGAUUGGUUGCUAUGCUCACAGUGCAGAAUAUGACAUAUUGCUAUUAACUGAGCCACUAUGAGAUGCAAGUUAACCAGAACACAUAGCGAGAUGCCGGAAAUUAGCUCUGACUAGCCGGGUGCUUCGUAAAUAUUGAUUUCUGAUUGUGCCUUUUGCAUAAUUUGCAAAGUUAACCUAGAAGUUUGUAUCCCUAAUAUACUCAUGCAGCUGCUGCAGUUGCAUGCAGAUCCAGCUGACGGCCAAAUGCUGUCCUAACACUGCAAUUUCAGCAGCGACGUCAGCAGACUGGUACACGGUGCUGUAAACAAAUGUAAGAGGGUGAAGAGCUGCGCAGAGACUGAAAACAAGGUAUUAUUUUUAUACAUAUUUUUAAAUAAAAUUUCAAAUUAUUUCCACCCCUUUAA